This is a messenger RNA of Tripterygium wilfordii, 1228 nucleotides long. Its product is annotated as PLASMODESMATA CALLOSE-BINDING PROTEIN 4-like. The record is from RefSeq and is a predicted model, not a curated record. The coding region runs from base 182 to 850 and encodes 222 amino acids. The transcript is spliced from 4 exons. NCBI's taxonomy places the organism in Eukaryota, Viridiplantae, Streptophyta, Magnoliopsida, Celastrales, Celastraceae.
ACGCAAGAAAAGCUUUAUAAAGGCCAGAGACAGAUGUCCCACCGUCACUCUUUCUUUGCUCCCUGUUAUUGUUUGUCUAGAAAUCUCCACUACUAAACCAGUAACUUUCCUCUUCUUCGCUCUCUUUACCUCGUCUUGAUCUCAAUCUCAGCCUUAAGUCUUUCAAAAUCUUGGUUCAAUCAUGGCUGUUUUAGUGUUCUUGGUGCUUCUCUUGUCCCUCACUGGCCAUUCAAGUGCCUCUUACUGUUUGUGUAAAGAUGGGGUAGGCGACCAAGCUCUUCAGAAGGCCAUAGAUUAUGCUUGUGGUAAUGGUGCUGACUGCACACCAAUCGUUCAAAAUGCUCCUUGUUAUCAACCAAACACUGUGAAAGAUCACUGCAAUUAUGCUGUCAACAGCUAUUAUCAAAAAAAGAGUCAGGCUACUGGAAGCUGUGAUUUUUCUGGAGCUGCCACUGUUAGUGCCAAUCCUCCCACCACUGCUGCUUCUGGUUGUUCAUAUCCUUCAAGUCCAGGCAACACUGGGACAGGGACCUCAACACCAACCACAACUCCAACAACUGGUGGUUCCACAGCACCCCCAACAGGCACAUCUCCAUCAACUACACCAACAACUGGCACUACUACACCUACAACAGGCACUACUACGCCAACAACAGGCACUACCACACCAACAACUGGCACAACUCCAACUCCUUCAGUGUUUGGCACUGGAAGCACUGGACUUGGACCUACUGGUAGUGGGACUGGCUUCACUGACCCUAAUGGUGGUGUGGCUCGCAUUUCAGGUUCACAGUUCUUGUACAUUUCUUUGGCUCUAUGGAUCUCUGCCCUAUACCUCAUCUGGGGCUGAGCUUUUGAGAACCAUCUAGGGAAAAAGGUGAAGUGGGGUGGGGUUUGGUUUUGAUGUGUCAUGUGGAGGCAAACCCCACUACUACUUUACUAGGUUCUUAUCUGUUUGUAAUUUUCCUCCUCUUUGUGUAAAAGCUGGGAAUUGGAUUCCCUCUUGGGGUUGGUGGGUGGGUGGGAGGUGGUGAUAUAUGAGACUACUAUCGGGGGUUAACUUUGAUAAUCUCUCUACUUUUCCUACUGUACAUCUAGAGAGGCAGUAUUUUUUCAAUUUAAUGGAGGUUUUAGAUUUAGUAAGCCAAAGAGUUGUGCUUGUUAUGUGGAUCAUAUGGUUGUGGCUUUCAGUUCUUUUCAACGGAAUUGAUUCAGUAGUUAUAUUUUA